ACAGUAAAUUGGGUUUCAAACCCAGAGUCCAGAGCGGCGGCGGCGAGUAAAAUCGUUACCCUUCCCCCUUCCGUUCCGUGGGAGAUGGAGAAGACGAACGAGGUGUUGAUGAGGGAGGCCCUCGGGAAGAGAAACUCCCGUGAUCCUGAGGUAGAAUCCCACCAGAUCCUGGCACAUGAAUUCGAGGACAAGCAGAUCCUUGCACGUAUAGCUAGUGACGAAGCGUUUUGGGAUAGUUUGGAGCAAUCUUACGCGGCACGGCCAGUGAGGAGGGACACGGAGCAUGCGGAAACGAAAGCGUCUAGGAGGAAGGUGGAUCUGGCGACGGCAUCCCAGAAGGAGGCGGCGGCUGCCUGGUCGGAGGAUGAUGAGGACGACGACGACCCGGACCGUGAGGCUCUCCGAUUCCGCAAAAGAUGGAACUACCUGUGGUCCGGAAAUUUCGGUUCCUUCGAGGAUACCACUCUUAUACCCCCUAUGCGCUUUACCGAUGACCCUCCGGUUGGAAGACUCUACCCCUGCCAUACUCUACAGAUAUUUUCAGCCAAGAUUGCAGGAAUAGGAGGCUUCCAGUGGCCUCUCGACGUGUUUGGUCUGGUUGCCAUACGCGACUCAGUUGAUCAAAAUCGGAAUAUUAUCUUCCAACGCUCAAGGGAUGACUGCCAAACCAUCACUGGGAAGGAUCCAUAUUUAGUGCUCACAGGUCCUACCCGUGCUGUGCUGUUGUGGGAUCCUGUGACCAUCGAGGUUUACCUAAAAGUGAAGGGCCCUUCUGAACUCGAGGAUAAAACCUUAUGCUUCCAUGCUGAGGUAAUACAAUGCUUCACUAGGGUAAAUUCAUGCCUGCUCCAUCGAACUUGGACUAGCAAGUUUAGCACACUGGAGCUUACACUUGGGCAUAUUAAUUUCUCUGUUGAGGCCACAAUAUCUGUUCGAGUUGUUGAUGGCUCAUGGCAAGAUGGUUUCACGGCCAGUUUGCUGCCUGUAUGGUCAGUUCUGAUUGUGAAGAUAAAGUGCUUGCUAUUGGUGGUAACACCAGUGUUAAUGACAAGGAAAUUGUCCUGCUUAGUUUUGGAGAUGAGAAGCCUGCCAUGGUUGAUGGUGUGAUAGAGCUUUCUCGUCGUGUUGUUUCUGUUGAAGUUAAAAGCAAACUGAAAGUUUCUGUCAAUGCAUGGCAAGAUGAUAACAAUAUUGUGAAAACUUGGGAGGAAUUCAGUGCUAAGGAAACAGGUAGAAGCUUUGGUACGCUUGACAUUGGGUUUUGUAAAAUGGACGUUAUUGUGGCCUGGUCACUGGUGUCGAGUCAUCCGGAACUUCGGUGUUUCUGAUGUGAAAUGGUAUUUCCAUAAUUUUCAAAAUGGUGGAGCAUUAGCUAUUGCAUCUGAAGUGGUAUUAUGUAUUGUAGCCUUGUAGGUGUUGCGUUUGAAGUGCUACUUAUGUAUUUUAGGUGUCGAGUCUGAAGUGGUACUGUGUACUGAAAUAAGAUAUAAUGAUGUUGGCUUCUUGUGAUUCUGUGUGGGCAAAGCUGGAUGUUUCUUUAUGUACAAGUAUUUUUCUGCAAACAUGAUAAUAGACUGCAUCACUACAUCUCUGUA
Messenger RNA from Panicum virgatum (switchgrass), 1595 nucleotides. RefSeq lists its product as uncharacterized. Bases 85 to 1107 code for a protein of 340 amino acids. NCBI's taxonomy places the organism in Eukaryota, Viridiplantae, Streptophyta, Magnoliopsida, Poales, Poaceae. The record is from RefSeq and is a predicted model, not a curated record. The transcript has 4 exons.